Cuscuta epithymum is the source of this 902-nucleotide messenger RNA. Lineage: Eukaryota; Viridiplantae; Streptophyta; Magnoliopsida; Solanales; Convolvulaceae. The record is from the annotation of a GenBank genome assembly.
CUGGAGUAGUUUAUAGUUUUAUACAGUCCAGCCUUGAAACCUAUCCCAGUUCUCAUCGCACUAAAAUCCAUUUCAUAAAUGACCAUUAAUAUGGACGAUCACAUAGAGAGGGUGCUCUGGACUGAACAUCAAAUUGCCGACCGAGUCUCCGGCCUCGCCUCUGAGAUCACCCACCAGUUCUCUAGCGCCGCCGCCGCCCCAGUCUUCGUCGGUGUUGCCAACGGAGCAUUUAUCUUUCUUGCCGAUCUUGUUAGGAAAAUCAACCUGCCAAUCACGGUUGAUUCCAUUCGGGUCGGUUCAUAUGGUUCCGGUACAGUGUCUAGUGGCAAGCCCAGUAUUUAUUCCGACUUGAAAAUCGAUGUUCAAGGAAAGCCUGUGGUUUUGGUAGAGGACAUAGUGGACACAGGAAACACUUUAUCAUGUCUGAUUGAGCAUUUGAAAGCUAAAGGAGCAUCCUCUGUAUCAGUCUGUGCCCUUCUUGAUAAGCCAUCCAGACGAAAGGUCAAUCUUGAGCUGGUGGGGGAUGGCAAGUUUUACUGUGGUUUUCAGUGCCCAGAUUACUUUGUAGUUGGAUAUGGUUUGGACUUCGCUGAACAGUACCGAAACCUGCCUUAUGUUGGGAUUUUGAAGCCUGAAAUGUACAACAAUACUUGAUCCAUUCCAUAUUUUAAGCAUAGCACGGUAUAAAUUGGGAGAUGUUAGACAGAACUUUCUACUUGUAUUUCUGCAACAGAAACAACCAUUCCCCCUAUUUAUAUGUAGUCAAGUUUUCUUUAAGCUACUUUACUGCAAUGUGCUUAUACUGUGUACAUAUCAAGGAUGGUAACAUCACGUGUAAACUUUUGCUUUCAUUUUUAUUCCGAAAAGGCAUAAUUAGUUAAGGGUUGAGAGUUUAUAUGUUA